Messenger RNA from Dendrobium catenatum, 875 nucleotides. RefSeq names its product dihydroflavonol 4-reductase-like. The record is from RefSeq and is a predicted model, not a curated record. NCBI's taxonomy places the organism in Eukaryota, Viridiplantae, Streptophyta, Magnoliopsida, Asparagales, Orchidaceae. Gene Ontology annotation, molecular function: oxidoreductase activity, acting on the CH-OH group of donors, NAD or NADP as acceptor.
AUGUACUUCCUAUCAAAAACACUUGCUGAGAAGGCUGCUUGGGAGUUUGUCAAAGAUAAUCACAUUCAUUUUAUAACCAUCAUUCCAACUUUGGUGGUGGGGUCCUUCAUAACAUCUGAAAUGCCACCAAGCAUGAUCACUGCAUUAUCAUUAAUUACAGGAAAUGAUGCCCAUUACUCCAUUUUAAAGCAAAUUCAAUUUGUUCAUUUGGAUGACUUAUGUGAUGCUCACAUUUUCCUUUUUGAGCAUCCCGAAGCAAAUGGUAGAUACAUUUGCUCUUCCUAUGACUCCACAAUCUAUGGCUUAGCAGAAAUGCUGAAGAACAGAUAUCCCACAUAUGCCAUUCCUCAGAAGUUUAAGGAAAUUGAUCCAGAUAUUAAGUGCGUAAGCUUCUCUUCAAAGAAGUUGAUGGAGCUUGGGUUUAAGUACAAAUACACCAUGGAGGAGAUGUUUGAUGAUGCAAUCAAGACCUGCAGGGAGAAGAAGCUUAUACCACUCAACACUGAGGAAAUAGUCUUAGCUGCUGAGAAAUUUGAGGAGAAUAAAGAACAGAUUGCUGUUAAGUGAGAAAAAUGAAUGAGAGAGGAGAAGUUUGAAAUUCUUAUCGUCGUCGUUUUAGGCUUUGGUUGGAGUGACUUUUUGCUGCUUCUUAAAACAAUUUUUUAGUAUAAAAUUUUUAAUUUUUUACUAAAAAAUUGCUUUAAGAAGCAGUAAGAAAACCGUCCCAAAUGAGACCUUACUUUACUUUGUACUGUCCUACUGAUUUUCUACGUACCUUAGAUUGUCAUUGAGUUUAUACUUGCCAUGAGAAUUGCAGCUUCGCAGACCCAUCAUAAAGUUUUAUCAUAAUAAACUCUUCCCUCAUUUAAGAUGUU